This is a messenger RNA of Chaetomium fimeti, 315 nucleotides long. RefSeq lists its product as uncharacterized. The transcript has a single exon. Lineage: Eukaryota; Fungi; Ascomycota; Sordariomycetes; Sordariales; Chaetomiaceae. Gene Ontology annotation, molecular function: O-methyltransferase activity. The annotation marks the transcript as partial. The record is from RefSeq and is a predicted model, not a curated record.
GCCGAGUUUUACUUCCUCCGCGGCGUGCUACACGACCACCCACACCACAAGGCGCGCACAAUCUUGGAACAGACCAAGGCCGCCAUGGGCCCGGAGUCGGUGCUGCUGGUCGAUGAGAUGAUCUUCCCAAAAAUGGGCGUCAACCUCGCGGCGGCGUCUAUCGAUAUGACGAUGCUCACUGGGUUGGCGGGCAUGGAGCGCACCGAGGCACAGUGGCGUGAGUUGUUUGAUGAGGUGGUACUUGAGCUGGUCAAGAUAUCUGUGUACAACCCGGGGAACUAUGAGGGUGUUAUGCAUGUGCGUUUGCCCGGUUAG